Branchiostoma floridae (Florida lancelet) is the source of this 2112-nucleotide messenger RNA. Its product is annotated as CMP-N-acetylneuraminate-poly-alpha-2,8-sialyltransferase-like. Gene Ontology annotation, molecular function: alpha-N-acetylneuraminate alpha-2,8-sialyltransferase activity. The transcript has 5 exons. The record is from RefSeq and is a predicted model, not a curated record. The coding region runs from base 182 to 1336 and encodes 384 amino acids. NCBI's taxonomy places the organism in Eukaryota, Metazoa, Chordata, Leptocardii, Amphioxiformes, Branchiostomatidae. Gene Ontology annotation, biological process: oligosaccharide metabolic process; N-glycan processing.
CCACAUAGUAGUACAGUACACAGGUAAGGACACGGCACGUUCUGCCAUGUUUGGGAGGUGUUCUUGUUACUGGUGUUCAUCCUUCUAUUAGAAGGAUAGCCAAUAGAAGGAUAGCCACUGUCCUUUCCAUCUUCAGUUGUAUGAUUUGCCAACUAGAUUGUUGCUUUUUCCAGUUUUGAGGAUGGCGGAGUUCGAUCUCCCUCGUAGCUGGUUCCUGAUAGUUGCGACGUGGUUACUGAUGAUGACUGGCAGCUAUUGGCUGGGAGUCUACACCGUCAACUAUGGACUUGAUGACCGAAGAGUAAGAAACGCAAGAAGUCUGAGUCUGCUGCAGCAAGUUCAAGGCGGACCGAUAAAACAGUCCGCAGCCGACUCACCACAGCGUCAGCAGCGGAUGAAAGUAGUCCCCAGUCCGGACGGGCCGUGGCACGGAGACAACGACUGGAGGAACAAACAUUUCAAGACGGCAGAUGAUAUCAGAAAAUACAUAAACACGGUCUUCAAACUCGACCGGGACAUAGUCUCCUUUUCCAACUUCGACCAAGACACGGAGAAGUGCCACAAACACGGGAAGCCUUACACGGACUGUCGGGGAGAGACUCCCGUCGUACGACAGAAGUCGUGUGCGAUCGUAGGGAGUAGCGGCAUCAUCCUGAACAGCAGCUGCGGACGCGAGAUCGACCAGCACGACUUCGUCCUGCGAUUCAACUUCGCACCGCUAGAGGAGUUCAAGGAUGACGUCGGGACGAAGGUGGACCUUGUGGUCCUCGGCACGUACAAGCUGCACAUCUACAGCAACAGCUUCGCGCCUGACGCCGAGGAUAAGAAGAAGAAAGAAGCUCUGAGCGUCAAGGUACAAGGGAAAGACGAGAUCUUGACUAGACUCAGGCAGUUUAACAACACCAUCAUCUUCUACCCGAAGCCCCUGUACGAACUGGAGAUGGGCGUGCCUACCGGACCGAACCUGAGACUACAACAGCUGAUGGAGAUAUUAGAAGAGCACCAACUCCGCGCAACGAUGGCGUACAACCUGGUCACUCUAAAGGACCUCACAGUAGAGAUGCUUCAGAAGCUUUACCCUGACGCAGAAGCGCCAUCUGUCGGUGUCAUCGCGUACCUCAUCGCGCUGACGUUCUGCGACCAGCUGGACCUGUACGGCUUCUACCCGCUGGACUACGACCCGUGGAACCGCACCGUACUGUUCCACUACCAUGACGACCCCCUUCCCGGACAUGGACUGUUCCCAAAACCACAUCACUACAACACCGAGUACGAAUUCAUGCGCGAACUAGACGCAAAAGGCGUGUUUACGUAUCAUAUUGACAAAUGUACAUAGCAUCCUGAUUGCAUUUUGUGUGCAGAUACAUAGGUUUGCUUUGGUGACAAUAUUUCUAUUCUUGGUUGUUAACGUUUAACGCCCAUCAAACUGCUUCCCCUCACGCACGAGAUCAUAUUGCAUUGUUUGGUAGGCACUGGUAAGCUAUACUCAUUAAAUGAAAAUUAGACCUAUGAGAGAUAGAAUAGAAAAGAAUAGUAACGAUAAAAAUAGAAUAGCAUGGUACAUGUAAACUGGUACUGUAGGGUUAGUUUUUUUACUAGAUCCAGGUUCAUCUCGUAUAACAUGAGCCUAAAAGAUACAAUAUCAUAGUUAUGAUUAAAAUAGACAGACAAAAAUAAGAAUGUUACUGUGCUACUACUGCUGCUACUAGUACUACUAGAAAUCCUAACAAUCCAUGAUAAAAAUAAUUUAGUUUAACUCUUAUUACUUACUUCUACCGCUAUUUCUACUUCAUGUACAUGUAACUAUGUAUAAUAAUUUCAGAAGCUAUAAACCUUUUCUGGUACAGAUAUUAUGUUGAGCUUUGAUAUUAUAAGAUACAUUCAAGUCUACACCUCGCAGAAACCACAGUUGACUGUGUACUCAAUCUAAUGAUUUAUCACUGCACAGUUAUCCAGUGAUUCACAAUUGAUUCACAUAGUAAGUGAUGUGAGAGGUUCUAAAUUACAUUACAGGAAUGUCUUAGCAAUGUCCAAUGUCAUGGUAAGGCCACACCGACUUGAUUUUAUAGAAACCCUGAAACUAAAAAAAGAAAAAUGCAACAAAAAUAAAAA